Molecule: messenger RNA, 4097 nt
Organism: Apus apus (common swift)
Lineage: Eukaryota; Metazoa; Chordata; Aves; Apodiformes; Apodidae
Gene: KDM4C
Product: lysine demethylase 4C
Exons: 22
Coding region: 106-3276 (1056 amino acids)
Biological process (GO): chromatin remodeling
Cellular component (GO): nucleus
Molecular function (GO): histone H3K9 demethylase activity; histone H3K36 demethylase activity
Source: RefSeq, a predicted model, not a curated record
CGGGAGGGACGGGGUCCGGAGCUCGGCCUUGAGAUCAGUGCGUGGAUGGCGGCGGGGACCGGGUUGCGGAAAUGAAACCGGCAGCUGGAUUGAAAGUGAACCACAAUGGCUGGUGUCAUCUCAGACAGUCCUCCAAACCCAAGCUGCAAAAUCAUGACUUUCAGGCCUUCGAUGGAUGAAUUCAAGGACUUCAACAAAUACUUAGCCUACAUGGAAUCACAAGGUGCUCAUAGGGCUGGAGUUGCAAAGGUUAUCCCACCAAAGGAGUGGAAGCCAAGAAAACAUUAUGAUGAUAUUGAAGAUUUGUUGAUCCCGGCUCCAAUUCAACAGAUGGUCACAGGCCAGUCGGGGCUCUUCACACAGUACAACAUUCAGAAAAAACCAAUGACAGUGAAAGAGUUCAGGCAGCUGGCAAACAGUGACAAAUACUGCACCCCAAGAUAUGUAGAUUAUGAAGAUCUGGAGCGUAAAUACUGGAAGAACUUGACUUUUGUGGCACCAAUUUAUGGAGCAGAUAUCAAUGGGAGCAUUUAUGAUGAAGGUAUUGAGGAAUGGAAUAUUGCCCAUCUUAAUACAAUAUUGGAUGUUGUAGGAGAAGACUGUGGAAUAUCUAUUGAGGGUGUAAAUACACCGUAUCUAUAUUUUGGCAUGUGGAAAACAACAUUUGCAUGGCACACUGAAGAUAUGGAUCUCUACAGUAUUAAUUACCUCCAUUUUGGAGAGCCAAAGUCAUGGUAUGCUGUUCCUCCAGAGCAUGGGAAAAGGCUUGAAAGACUAGCUCAAGGAUUCUUCCCAAGCAGUUCUCAAGGAUGUGAUGCUUUUCUUCGGCACAAGAUGACUCUUAUUUCUCCAUCUAUAUUGAAAAAAUAUGGAAUUCCUUUUGACAAGGUUACACAAGAAGCAGGAGAAUUUAUGAUUACGUUCCCAUAUGGAUACCAUGCAGGAUUUAACCAUGGGUUUAACUGUGCUGAGUCAACAAACUUUGCCUCCAUCCGAUGGAUUGAUUAUGGAAAAGCAGCAAAAUUAUGUACCUGUAGGAGAGACAUGGUGACAAUAUCAAUGGACAUCUUUGUGAGGAAGUUUCAACCAGACAGAUACCAGCUGUGGAAACAAGGCAAGGAUAUAUACACCAUUGAUCAUACAAAACCGACUCCGGAAUCGACACCUGAAGUAAAGACCUGGCUGCAGAGAAGGAAGAAAAUAAAGCACUUUCCCAAAUGCAGCUUCCAGCACACUAGAUCUCGAUCUAAAAAGCUUAAAACUCCAGAGGACAGCAGAGUAUCUGCUAUGGUAACUGAUGCAGAAAUCAUAAUGACUGAAGCAGCUACUGAUGGCUUCAAGGUCAAUGAAGAACCUGAAAAAAAAAUGAGACUGGUAAACACAGGAGUGCCUUCUGGGGAAGGAAACAGUAGUAGAAUGCAGCUGGAUCAACAUUUAUUGGAUAAUGUCGAGAUUGCAGAGAAAACAAAAUUGGAAAAUGAGGACAGGACAGAUUCCAGCCAUCCUCUCAUUACUUGUGAAGAUUCUCUGGCCUACAUGCCUGCGUCUGAUAGCUGUAGAAAGGAAGACAAUUUGAAAUCUCUGAAUCAGUGCGUUUCAUCUCUACCAUACCACAAGUCAGAGGAGCAUGCUUCUAAAGCAGAAAACCCAGAUAAAGAGGAAAAUGUCUCAACAGAGGAUGAUGUCAGUGGUGAUCUAGAAAUCUGUGGAAGUAGCCUGGAACAUGGAGAAGUGGCCAUUGUAAAAAAUUGUGAAGAUGGCAUGGAAACAUCCAGUUCAAUGGAGGUUGAAAGAAAGAAAGUAUCUAAGAGUUGGCGUCAUCCACUAAAUAAACCCCCGGCUAGAUCUCCAAUGACUUUGGUUAAGCAGCAAGCAGCUAGUGAUGAAGAGCUGCCUGACACUACUCUGAUUGAAGAGGAAGUUCAAGAGACGGAGACAUGGGCCAGGCCUCUGGUCUACCUUUGGCAGACUAGAGUACCCAGUUUCAAUGCUGAAAAAGAAUAUAAUGCAGCUUGCGCAAAAAAGGAACCACACUGUGCCGUUUGCACUCUUCUCAUGCCAUACUACAAGCCAGACAAUCAUGAUGAAGAAAGUCCUACUUUUGGGGAAGCAAACUCAGCAGAAACAUUGAUGGAUGAAAAUGAAAAGACUAAACCUCUUAUUCCAGAGAUGUGUUUUAUUUAUAGUGAAGAAAACACUGAAAACUAUCCAUCAAAUGCCUUUAUCGAAGAAGAUGGGACAAGUCUUCUAAUUUCCUGUACAAAGUGUUGUGUACGGGUUCAUGCAAGUUGCUACGGUGUUCCUUCUCAUGAAAUCCAUAGUGAAUGGUUGUGUUCUCGAUGCAGAAAAGAAGCCUGGACUGCUGAAUGUUGUCUCUGCAAUUUGAGAGGUGGUGCAUUAAAGCAAACUACCGACAAGAAGUGGGCACAUGUAGUAUGUGCAAUUGCCAUCCCAGAAGUCAGAUUUGGUAAUGUCACAGAACGUACACCGAUAGACACUAGCAGAAUACCUUUGCAAAGAUUAAAAUUGAAAUGUAUCUUCUGCAGACAGAGAGUUAAGAAAAUCUCUGGUGCCUGCAUUCAGUGUUCAUAUGGACGCUGCCCAGCCUCCUUCCAUGUAACCUGUGCCCAUGCUGCAGGAGUACUGAUGGAACCUGAUGACUGGCCAUAUGUUGUCUAUGUCACAUGUUUCAGGCACAAGAUCAACCAAAAUGUGAGACCUAAAACAUGUGAGAAGGCUAUUACAGUUGGGCAGACAGUCAUCACAAAACACAGGAAUACACGAUACUAUAGUUGCAGAGUCAUAGGAGUGACAAGUCAACUUUUCUAUGAAGUCAUGUUUGAUGAUGGCUCUUUCAGUCUGGAUACUUUUCCUGAAGACAUUGUAAGCAGAGAUUGCCUAAGGCUGGGCCCACCUGCAGAGGGAGAGGUUGUCCAAGUGAAGUGGCCUGAUGGAAAACUGUAUGGUGCAAAGUAUCUGGGAACAAACACAGCUCACAUGUAUCAGGUUGAGUUUGAAGAUGGUUCUCAAAUAGUAAUGAAGAGAGAAGAGAUCUACACUCUUGAUGAAGAGCUUCCUAAGAGAGUAAAAGCACGUUUUUCUACAGCCUCUGACAUGAGAUUUGAAGACACAUUUUAUGGGGCAGAUGUUAUCUUGGGUGAGAAGAAGAGGCAGAGAGUAUUGAGUUCUCGGUUUAAGAAUGAAUAUGUGGAUGAUCCAGGCUACCGCACUUUCUUGAAAAGUUCAUUCCAGAAGAAAUGCCAGAAGGGACUAUAAAGGAAACAAGAGAGAGACAGAGUGUUGAUCAAAAAGCAUGCAGCAUUAUUUGAUUGGUUUCAGUUAAUUGAACACUCAGUUUUACAAUAAACAAAUCCAUGCACCAGCCUCUUAAGCUGAAAUAUUUCCAUUCUGAUUUCUUCAGUUAAUGUAUUAAAGAUUUUGUAAUGUUUUGCAUCAUAAAACUAAAGGGGGAAAUAAGUGAGAGAGAGAUUACACAGUGAUACACUGAAGAAAACUUUCUGUCCUGCUCACAUUGAAGUAAGUGGCAAAAUUACUUUUGAAUUAUGAGAGACAAUUCACUUUCAGAAGAUAAGACCUUUUAGUAAACAGAGAUAAUUUCAGUGGCUCGUUUUUUCUGCAGACAGAAAAGGAUUUUAAGUUCAAUAAUAACAGUUUUUAUAAAACAUGUUUUAAACGUACAAAUAUGUACAGUAUUAAACAAAAGCUGUACUUACUUUGUACAGUGCUUUUGAAUUCUUUUGUCACUACUACUUUCAGUAGGGUUUGAUGUGGACUCAACUGUUGACUUAGAUAUUUUUGGUUUUUAAGAAAGAUAUCCUCAGUGCAGCAGGGGUGUUUUGUAUAUUUAAAGAGGCAGAUUUUGGUAGUUAUUUUUAAACAUGUUUUUCAUAAGAUCUAUUAAAAUAGCUAUUUGUAAAAUACAAUUUUCAUUCAUUAUAUGUAUGAGAACUUAGAAUUCAAAUAUAUAUGCAUAACAACCUAGUUUUGAAUGAAUAUAUUAUGGUCUUUUCAAAUAACAUUCUAUCAGUGUAAUGAUGUUUUAAAAUAAAUAAAUAAAUACUGUACUUCUACUUACA